CGUCUCCUCCCCUUUGAUUCGUUUCUUCCUCCAGUUAAUCACACGUCGCUCCUCCUCACUCAAUAUAUUCACUGCAUCGCAUCGUCUCAUCCUUUUCCCGAUCAAUUUAUCUCUAUUAUUCCGUGAAUUUCAUCAGAGUUGAAGGAAAAUUCGUGAAUAUUUUUGUUUUUGAAAGAUGAUUCAGCCUCUAUAUGCUCUGGUUUUCGGGGAAGUGUUUGUGAUUUUGCUUCUUCUUUUUCGGACGCCGCUGAGAAAGCCGCUUCUGCUUUUACUGGACAGAUUGAAGCAGGGUAGGGGCCCGAUAGUGUCGUCCACCGCCGCAGGGACCUUGUUUGUGAUCAUGGUGUCCAUUUUGUUUAACAUUACGAGCAUUCAGAAGCGAUCUAUGGAAAGUGCCUCCGUUAAUCCUACGGACCAGGUGCUCUUGGCCAAUCAGCUUCUCGAAGCAUCACUGUUGGGUUUUGCUCUAUUCCUGUGGUUGAUGAUCGACAGAAUCCAUUACUACAUUAAAGAGGUUCGCAUGCUGAGGAAGCAUUUGGAGGCUGUGAAGAGGAUGGAUCAGAAGUCGGAGGAAGUGAGGAGCAAGGAGAAGGGCAAGAGUAAAGCUGUGGAGGAAGAUGACUAAAAAUGAUAGGGGAACUUGAAGCUAA
This is a messenger RNA of Sesamum indicum (sesame), 650 nucleotides long. RefSeq lists its product as uncharacterized. Lineage: Eukaryota; Viridiplantae; Streptophyta; Magnoliopsida; Lamiales; Pedaliaceae. The record is from RefSeq and is a predicted model, not a curated record. Gene Ontology annotation, cellular component: endoplasmic reticulum membrane; endoplasmic reticulum. Gene Ontology annotation, biological process: intracellular protein transport; endoplasmic reticulum to Golgi vesicle-mediated transport.